Macrobrachium nipponense is the source of this 3609-nucleotide messenger RNA. RefSeq names its product protein O-mannosyl-transferase TMTC1-like. The transcript is spliced from 18 exons. Bases 706 to 3447 code for a protein of 913 amino acids. Lineage: Eukaryota; Metazoa; Arthropoda; Malacostraca; Decapoda; Palaemonidae. Gene Ontology annotation, molecular function: protein binding. The record is from RefSeq and is a predicted model, not a curated record.
CUCUACGGUCGAGAGCAGCCAGUGUCAGUUCAGCAGAUACCUGCUCACUGUCAGGUAGUAGCAGCAGCAGCAGCAGCAGUGGCGGUCUCUCUCUUUCACACGCACACUGUUGUCUGUCUUGUCCUGUCCCGUGCUAGAAAGAGAGAGAGAGAGGGAGAAGGAGAAAAGAGACAGAGAGAGAUAAACUGAAUCGUAUCACAUACUCCACAGUUUCCUUAGCCCAUGCCAUCUGAGAUUUCGAACGCCACCUCCACCAGUGUAAAUACUGAUGAACACCCCAGUUCGAGAAACGAAUACGACUGUCACGUAACCUUGUGUCGUUCUCCAGAGCCGGUAGUCGUAGCGUGUUAUCGGAAUUUGUGAUUUACUCACUUUUUCUUUAUAUAAAUAUAUUUCUUUUAACCUUGUCGAGUGAUGUGAAGGAAAUAGUUGAUGAGCUGGUGAACGGUUAUUCGCGGGAUGCUAUUCUGAGGAGGCUCAAAUUAUGAUCUUCUUUACGAACGGAAAACAUGAAGAGACCAGAAGACGCAGAAAAAUCAGCUGAGAAGCUGACGAGGAAAUAGGCAAAUAUGGGAAAACUGGAGAAAAUAUCAGACAAUGAAGCACGCUAACGAGUGGAAGGUCACCCGAUGCGGGGCCUAGCUUGCGCGCGCUCUCUUUGUGGGUCACAGUGAAUUAUGGGGAGCACUGCCCCCUGAAAUUCAUAUGAAAGACACGGGGCUUCAUGUGAAAAUGGGCAAAGAAGGCAGGACUCAAACAUGUCAGUGUUCUCCGAAGCGACGAAGGAGAGGGUCUCCAGGUUCUUCGUCACCCAGCGCCUCUUCGCCGCGUUCAUCGUCACCUUCGCUGUCGCUUUCUUGUCGUAGAUGCGACGAAGGGAACAAUGUCUACGAUGCCCCGUCGGCGGAACCACCGCCCACGUGGGUGUACAUGUUGGUGUGGGUAGCAUCGGUGCUGGUGUACUUCAACGGCCUCAAUGGGGAUUUCGUGCACGACGACAUCAGCGCCAUCACAACAAACGCGGACGUCAUAGGAACUAAUCCUAUCUCCCACGUCUUCUUCAACGAUUACUGGGGGAAGCCUAUGUCUGAUCCUCUCUCUCACAAGUCCUACAGACCCUUCACCAUUCUCACCUUCAGAGCCAACUAUCAGCUCUUCGGAUUGCGUCCAUUUGGCUUCCACUUAGUCAACAUCCUACUUCACUCCUGCGUGUGUCUCCUCCUGACGAAACUCCUCCUACGGGUGGUUCGCGUCCCCCAGGGGACGGCUCUCUCGGCCGGCCUCAUCUUCGCCACUCAUCCCAUCCACACGGAGGCGGUGACAGGGGUCGUGGGACGGGCCGACGUCCUGGCAGCCAUCACAUUUCUAGCAGCUAUUUUGUCGUACCACAGGGCGAUGGAAUGCGACCGGGAGGAGAUCCGUCGCGCUUACUACAUCAAGGAGAGAGAGGAAGACUCGACCAGCUCCUACUGCGACAGAUGGGAGGGCGUGACGGCGGCGGCGGCGGCCGACGAGGAACAAGAAGAAGAAGAGGAAAGGGCUGAAGAAGGAGCAGGAGGAGAUUAUACGACCGAGUACUUGAUGGCCGACCUCGUCAGCUACGAGCUGGUGAAGAAGGAAGCGUCUCUCUUCAGGAAGGCGGAGGGCUUCUUCGACCAGAGGGACGAGAGGGCUCCUAGGGAAGGUCCCAGCGAGGGGAUGGUUUGGGUGAGGAGGGCGGGAAUCCUGGCGGCUGCUGGGACCUUAUGCAAGGAGAACGCCGUCACCAGCCUGGCAGUUUGUGCGGCCUGGGACCUCAUCCUGCACAGGAAGCAUGUCAGGAGGUUAUUCCACAAGAAACCACCAGACAAACCCAUGGAAGGAGUCAUAAGGAGACUGCUCUGUUUAAGUAGCAUGAUAUGCGGAAUCCUUCUCCUUCGUCUGCUGUUGCAAGGGGGCGGCUCCCCCGUGUUCAGUGACCAGGAUAACCCAGCUGCCUGUUCAUCUUCAUUAAUAACAAGGGCUCUGACCUUUGCAUACCUGCCAUCCUUCAACGGGUGGCUCCUAUUGUGUCCCUGGAAGCUGUCUCACGACUGGCAGAUGGCCUCCGUUCCUCUCUUGACGUCUGCCCUGGAUGCGAGGAAUGUCUUCUCUUUUGUGUUUUACGGAGUUAUCCUGCUCCUUUUGAAGGCUGGCUGGUCGCUCAAGGGCUACGAAGGACGGGCAGUUCUUCUGGGCCUAGCGAUGCUGGUGCUCCCAUUUCUACCUGCAACGAAUCUCUUCUUCACCGUGGGAUUCGUUGUCGCUGAGAGAAUCCUGUACAUUCCCAGUGUUGGCUGGUCCCUGGUCGUGAGCAUUGGCCUCUCAAGAGUAGGUCGCCUGAGAGCAGCCAGUUUGCUUCUGUUGCUGAUGGCCUUUUCCUGUCGGACGAUUCAGCGGAACAGAGACUGGGACUCUAGGGCAACUUUAGCGAUAGCUGGCCUGAAGACGCUGCCCCACAAUGCCAAAAUGCACUACAAUUACGCCAACCUUCAGAAAGACCUGGGCAACAUGGACUUGGCUGAAUACCAUUACAGAGAAGCAAUCAGGUUAUGGCCGGAGCACUCGAGCGCUCACAAUAAUCUGGCCACACUCCUAAACGACACUUCGGAGGCUGAAGCCCAUUUUCGCCUGGCCCUGAAGGCACACCCCCAGCACGCCCGGGCCUACUACAAUCUCGCCAGCCUGAAGAACAGGAGACAGGGAGGGUUGGCAGAGGCGAUGCAUCUGCUCGAGAAAUCGCUCACCCACGACGCCACCAACAAGGACGCCGUGUCCGCCCUGGCCGGGAUGUACGUGGACGCAGGCCGCCCCGCGGAUGCCGAGAGACUCCACCUCACCCUCCUAAGGGCAAGGCCCUUCGAUCCAGUGGUCCACAACAACUACGCAGCCUUCCUACAUACAGUAGGUCGUAAACACGCGGCUUUGCACCAUUACCAGACGGCACUCGACCUGGAUCCAGAGCACACUGUGGCACUGGUCAACACAGCCAUGCUAAUGAGGAGUUUACGUCACAACAAACAAGCGGAAAUUCUCUAUAAAAGAGCGCUGGAGCUGACGUGGGACCCCGAGAUUGGGGAGAGCUUAGGAAAGCUUUACCUAAACACAGGGCGACUUGAAGAAGCUUCCCUUACCUUCUCGACUGUGUUGAGGCUUUACCCUCAUAUGGUGUCUUCUCGCGUGUACCUGGCUCGCGUCAAACUGCAGCAGAAGUGUUACACAGACAGCCAGGAACUCCUCCUUCAGGUGCUGUCGGAAGAACCUCACCACCAAGACGCCCUUUUCCUUCCAGCUCUCCCUCCUCUACACCUACACCAACCGCACCCAGGAGGCUCUCGCCCUCGCCCACAGGGCUGCUCACAACUGCUCAACCCCGCCCGCGUUCUGCGCCCACAUCCACGCCCACUACGCGGACCUGCUCAAGGAUAGGAACCAAGCCGAGGAGGCUGCUCAGUGGCGCUGGAACCCAGCCUGACUCAUGCUCACGUCAACUUGGGAGCUCUUUACCACACGAAGGGCAACUACCAGCAAGCGUGGCACCACUACCUGACUGCCCACGGCCAGGAUCCCUCCAACAGCCUACUACGUGAG